Messenger RNA from Penicillium taxi, 663 nucleotides. RefSeq lists its product as uncharacterized. Bases 1 to 663 code for a protein of 220 amino acids. NCBI's taxonomy places the organism in Eukaryota, Fungi, Ascomycota, Eurotiomycetes, Eurotiales, Aspergillaceae. The record is from RefSeq and is a predicted model, not a curated record. The transcript has 5 exons.
AUGGUGUACUACUUUACAUCGAAUGUGGUUAAACCAUCUGCGUUUAUCUAUGUUGGAAAGGACAAAUUCGAAAAUGAGGAUCUAAUUAAUUUUGGAUUGGAGAGCGAUGUUUGGGUUGGUUUUCUUCCUGCCUUCCACGUCGACAACCUCUCGAGUGCCCACGUCUACGUCCGUCUUCGUGAGGGAGACAGCUGGGAAAACAUUCCAGAAGAGCUUCUAGAGGACUGCGCACAACUCACCAAGGCCAAUUCUAUUGAGGGAAACAAGAAGGAUAAUAUCACUGUCAUCUACACACCAUGGUCGAACCUCAAGAAAGACGGCUCAAUGGCUACAGGUCAGGUCUCUUUCUACAAUCCCAAGCUCGUCCGCAAGGUCCUAGUUCGAGCUCGCGAGAACCCUAUUGUCAACCGACUCAACAAGACCCGUGUCGAGAAGUACCCUGACCUCCGGGCUGAAAAAGAGGAGUUUGAGAAGAAAAAGCGGAACAAUGAGCGGAAGGCUCGUGACCAGCAAAAGGAGAAGGAAAAGCUGGAGAAGCGGCAUCACGAGCAGCUUAAGUGGCAGAAGGAUCAUGCCUACGACGAUAUGUUCAGCGCGGAGAACAUGGAAGCCAGUAAUAACCAGGACCGUGACUCGAACUUCUACGACGAUGACUUUAUGUGA